GUUACCGGCGCAUCCGGUUACAUCGCAGCUCACGUCGUUCAGAAGCUUCUUGAAUCUGGAUACCGCGUCCGAGGCACUGCUCGUGGCAAGAAGGUCGACUUCCUCCGCGAGUUCUGGAAGGCAAACCCCCAUUUCGAGGCCGUUCAGAUAGAAGACAUCGCGACGAGCGAUUUCACCGAGGCUCUUAAAGACGUCGACGCUGUACUUCAUAUGGCGUCACCUCUCGCCGGCACACAGACCGUAGAGACCACGAUCAAGGCGAGUAUCAUCAGUGCCAUAGAAGGGACCCUCAAUGUGCUUCGCCAGGCUACUGCUCAAGGCGUGACGAAGUUCGUUCUGACAAGUAGCUGGGCUUCAUUGGUUGAUCCCGACGCGAAGCAAGGCUAUGAGGGUCUCACGCUCUCAGAGAAGGAUUGGGGAAAGACGUCUCGCGAAGACCUCCUUCAACCCGGUCGCAGCGAUAUGUAUGUCUAUAGCGGGACGAAGAUUCUUGCGGAGCAAGCAGCAUGGGAGUUCACCAAGGAGCACCCUGAGGUUGACCUCGCCACCAUAUGCCCGCCCUUCGUGUACGGCCCGCCGAUCCUCCCGCUCUCCAACUCCUUCCUCGGCACCCCCGGUCUCCUCUACCAGCUUAUCGUCGGUGAAGCAGGCCGACCGCUCCCCUACCAGAUCUCGCCCUUCUGGGUCGACGUCCGUGACGUUGCGCUCGCUCACGUUCGCGCACUUGAGCUACCGCCGCUCCCGCAGGGCGCAGAUCGCCAGGAGAAGCGCUUCCUCAUAGCGAGCCCCGUUGCCUUGACGUUCGACAGCGCUGUGAAGCAUCUUUACGAUACACGCCCUGAGCUGCGCAAACGGCUUCCGUCGCUCGAGGAGGUGUCUCAGUUCCCGGGCCCUCUGUCGAAGAACGACACGACGCGCGCUAAGGAGGUCCUUGGUAUCACGGAGUAUGUUGAUUGGCGGAAGACGCUGGAGGAGACUAUCGAUGCGCUUGUGGAGGCGGAGAAGACAUGGGCGUAA
Molecule: messenger RNA, 1017 nt
Organism: Dichomitus squalens LYAD-421 SS1
Lineage: Eukaryota; Fungi; Basidiomycota; Agaricomycetes; Polyporales; Polyporaceae
Product: NAD(P)-binding protein
Exons: 7
Molecular function (GO): oxidoreductase activity, acting on the CH-OH group of donors, NAD or NADP as acceptor
Source: RefSeq, a predicted model, not a curated record